AUGAAAGUCCUAAAGAACCAGCCAUGCGACCAAUGUGGCACAACACGCUAUCGAGAAACGGCAGAAGGAGAAAUGGUCUGUAAAUAUGGUCAUUUGCUCAUCGGUUGGCGGCAAGAAGAAGGCGAUGAAUUCGUAUGGACCGGAAGGUCUCGCGAUAAAGUUCGAGUCAUCCAAGAAGCUAAAGACAACGUUGAAUUGUUCAAGGGUGUUGAUCGAGAAGCAGCUAAACUGCGGAUCGUCCAGUAUGGUCUUCAGCUUGUGGUACGAUCGCUUGUACAUGAUAUGCAUUUCCCCGCCGAGUUUGAGUACGUUGCAAGGGAAUUAUGGUUGACAUACGUAUCAGCAAGUGGUAUACAACUACCCCACGAAUUCACUGGCCAAUUCAACGAGGAUGUCAACAACAACAACAACAACAACAAUAAUAAUAAUACAAAGCAUGGCCGGAAUCUCUUUCAAUCAUCAUCAGCACCCCUUGAAGAGUCAUUAGAAGAUGAAUUCGAUCUCGACCCGUUAGACGAUGACAGUGCCCUGGAUGAAACCAGCGAUAGCAGCAGUGAUAGCGACAUGGAUGAAAGGAGGGGGACGACGAGGAGGAAUAGCUAUACCAAGAAGAAGAGGAAAGCAUUUACAACCGAUUGGCCAAUCCUUCGACUUCGGGACAUUAUUGUCUUUUGUUAUCUGACAUGCUUGUGGAUGAGGAUACCCGUACUUUCUAAUGACAUUCAUCGAUGGUGUUUCAGUUAUCAAUUACCCUAUAUGAAGAUCAUGGAUGGAUUACCGGACGACUUUGUGAAGCGAUUGGAUUCACCCAUGAUGCACAUGUUCACCCGAGUCCCACACCAUUCCAAGAUUGUAUCUCGAAUAUGUUCUUACAAACGCGCCUUUGCCCACCAUUGCAAACUACGAUUUCCAAAGGCCAAUACGCCCAUAUUGAUCCAUCGAUUCCUAUCACAAUUUUAUCUACCAGAACAACUCUACUUUGGUGCAAAACGGAUAUACGAACGGCUGAACGCAUUAUAUGCAACGUAUGAUUACAGGCGAAUGCCAGCGGAUGAUACUCAAGCAAUGGCAUGUGCAGUCAUUUUGGUGAAACUAUGCUAUCGUUUGGAUGAUAAUGCAUUAAAUCCGAUUUUCAAAGAGGAGGAUAUGCCAUCACUAUUGCCCAAGGAUGUUUGGUACGCGCUUGUUCAGGAUAACCUAGAAAAAUGGCGACGGCUGCAAAAACAUGAAUCACUUCAAGUCGACGAGGCCGAACUACCUGUGAUAUUAGAAUUCUUAAAGGACAUUGGAACGUUAUCAGCCAAGCAAGGCAAAAAAGUGCGAAGUAAUGCAUUACGACAGCACAUGCGUUCGGUUUCUAGAGAGAGUCAUGCAAGGGAACGGGGCAAGGACAAUGUGUACAUGAAGCCAGAUCCUCCAACACCCGAUGUCAUUGCCAAAACAGAGUCUGAUAUGGGUACACGUGCUGUUGGUUCCAAAUACGUCACUUACAAACGAACCUAUGGUGAUGAUGUCUUCCAUGAAGAAUAUGUCGUAGUGGUUCUGCUUGCAUCCUACAUACUUGGUAUGGAUUUUUGGAAGUUCCAUCGAUAUUUAAGUCUCUGUGAAACGCAAAUUCAGAAAACAAUGUACAUCAUGCACCAAUAA
This is a messenger RNA of Lichtheimia ornata, 1647 nucleotides long. RefSeq lists its product as uncharacterized. The record is from RefSeq and is a predicted model, not a curated record. Gene Ontology annotation, cellular component: RNA polymerase transcription factor SL1 complex; RNA polymerase I core factor complex. The transcript has 7 exons. Gene Ontology annotation, biological process: nucleolar large rRNA transcription by RNA polymerase I; RNA polymerase I preinitiation complex assembly. Gene Ontology annotation, molecular function: RNA polymerase I core promoter sequence-specific DNA binding. Bases 1 to 1647 code for a protein of 548 amino acids. Lineage: Eukaryota; Fungi; Mucoromycota; Mucoromycetes; Mucorales; Lichtheimiaceae.